CAUGUGACUGGAUCCUACUGAGACCCAGCGGUCCAGGGAAGUGAAAGCAUCUUGGAGCCAGAGGAAGGAUCUAGAGGAUCACCCACUUUACAAACCAGCAGACAGACAGAUGACUUCUCAAGAGGGCUGAAAUCCCCGAACCCAACCGAGUCAUUCUUCCGGAACCACAGCUUGCUCACUCGGAUUCCUCUGGUUCUACAGCCCAAAUUUUCUUUCGGUUUUGUCGGAUAGUCUUGGCUGACCCUACGGCUGGCCGGCGGGAGUCUGGAGCUCCGCCUUCGGGGCAGGGUGUGUGUGUGUCCCCCGACUGGGAGCUGGGCGCAGCGCGGGCUCCCCGGUACCGACCAGACGGUCGGUUCCAGACAGCGCGCGCGGGGGACAGAAGACGCCACCACCUCGCGCCCCCUCCCCUCCUGAGCUUGGCACGGAUCCGGAUCAGCGCCUUCGCAAAACAUCAGUCAGGGUGAAGAAGAGAAAGCAUUAGAGAAUUGGCUGGAUGUGGGCUGGGUGACCUCGUCCCAACAAGCUCCGCAGAGGCUGGAGAUGAGGCGGGGCUUUGGACCCUUGCCCCUUGCGUUCUUCCUUUUCUUGUUGGCGCUGCUGACCCUGCCAGGUGAUGGCAACCAGGGCAGUGUCGCUGGAAGUUGUUCUUGUGAUCGUACAAUUUAUUCUGGCACCCAGAUACCGCAGGGUACUUUGGAUCAUAUCCGAAAAUACCUGAAAGCAUUUCAUCGCUGUCCAUUCUUUAUCAGGUUCCAGUUGCAGUCCAAGAGCGUGUGUGGGGGAAGCCAAGAACAGUGGGUCCGUGAACUAGUGAACUGCUUUGAGCGCAAAGAGUGUGGAACUGGUCAUGGGAAGAGUUUUCACCACCAAAAACAUUUGCCUCAAGCCAGUACCCAGACCCCUGAGGCCACAGAGGGGACACCUCCGGACACGAGCACUCCUGCACAUAGUCAGAGCACUCAGCACUCCACUCUUCCAUCGGGAGCACUGUCCUUAAACAAAGAGCACACCCAACCCUGGGAGAUGACCAUUCUCCCUUCAGGCUAUGGUCUGGAAGCUAGGCCUGAGGCUGAGGCAAAUGAGAAACAGCAAGAUGACAAACAGCAAGAAGCACCAGGAGCUGGAGCUAGCACACCAGCUUGGGUACCGGUGCUAUCCCUCCUGGCCAUUGUCUUCUUCCUCACUGCAGCCAUGGCCUAUGUGCUGUGCAACAGGAGAGUGACACAGAAGAACUCUGCAGGUUUGCAGCUCUGGUACACACCUGUUGAACCAAGACCCUAGUGCCUGCAGCAAGAGUGGAAGCUCCUGAGAGAUGGAUGAUGACAUGGGAGAGGUGGCAGCCAGGGCAGCAGGCUCGUCUCCAUCAGUGAACGGAACCUGAGCUCACUCUUUCUCAUGCUGUCUUGAGACAAAGUACCCAUAUGGAACCUAGGUCAGCUUUGACCUACUGACCCUUUGCCUCUACCUCCUAGAUUCUGCGAUUAAAGACAUAUGCUACCACAUCUGCCCCCAUUCACAUUCAUAAAAAAGGUAUGGAUUUCCAGGGUUUUAUUUUGUUUAGCUAGGAUGUUACUUAGUCCAAGCCAGCCUCAAAUUCCCUAUGUAUAUGACUACGUAUCCCUAGGUCUCCUGCCUUCCCUAUGUAUAUGACUAUGUAUCCUCAGAUCUCCUGCCUUCCCUAUGUAUAUGACUAUGUAUCCCCAGGUCUCCUGCCUUUCCUAUGCAUAUGACCAUGUAUCCCCAGGUCUCCUGCCUUCCCUGUGUAUAUGACUACGUAUCCCCAGGUCUCCUGCCUUCCCUGUGUAUAUGACUACGUAUCCCCAGGUCUCCUGCCUUUCCUAUGCAUAUGACCACGUAUCCCCAGGUCUCCUGCCUUCCCUAUGUAUAUGACUACGUAUCCCCAGGUCUUCUGCCUUCCCUAUGUAUAUGACUACGUAUCCCCAGGUCUCCUGCCUUCCCUAUGUAUAUGACUACGUAUCCCCAGGUCUCCUGCCUUCCCUACGUAUAUGACUAUGUAUCCCUAGGUCUCCUGCCUUCCCUAUGUAUAUGACUAUGUAUCCCCAGGUCUCUUGCCUUCCCCAUGUAUAUGACUACGUAUCCCUAGGUCUCCAGCCUUCCCUAUGUAUAUGACUACGUAUCCCUAGGUCUCCAGCCUUCCCUAUGUAUAUGACUACGUAUCCCUAGGUCUCCAGCCUUCCCUGUGUAUAUGACUAUGUAUCCCCAGGUCUCCUGCCUUCCCUGUGUAUAUGACUACGUAUCCCCAGGUCUCCUGCCUUCCUUGUGUAUUGACUACGUAUCCCUAGGUCUCCUGCCUCCACUUUCCAUAGUGCUAGGAUUACAGUCGCUAAACACUUUUUUUUUUUAAAGACAGGGUUUCACUAUUCAGCCCUGACAGUCCUAAAACUCAGAAAGAUCUGCCUGCCUCUGCAGUGUUGGGAUUAAAGGACUGCCCUUCGGGAACACUCUUUACAACUAAUAAUAUAUGAAUAGCCCCUCUGCCCUUAGCCUUCCCCCACCUCUAAUAAAAUGUAACACUCUCAAAUAUGUGGUCCAAAAGUGCAGUCCCAAGGUACAGUGCCUGCUUAGCAUGUAUAAAGUUCUAGGUUCAACCCUCCCACUACCAGAUCAAUUUUAAAAAGUGUCUGCUUUUUGCAUAGUGUAACAAUAAACUGGACAAAUCCUGUUUUUAACUGUAA
This is a messenger RNA of Mus caroli (Ryukyu mouse), 2699 nucleotides long. The record is from RefSeq and is a predicted model, not a curated record. Lineage: Eukaryota; Metazoa; Chordata; Mammalia; Rodentia; Muridae.